UCCUUGCGUCGAAGUUGACAACACGUCAAAAAUGGCAGAUUCAGGGCCGAGUAAGAACGACAUUGAGGAAGUUUUUAAAAGAUUACGUUCUGUACCAGCGAAUAAGACCUGCUUUGAUUGCAAUGCCAAAAAUCCGGCCUGGUGCAGUGUCACUUAUGGAGUUUUUCUUUGCAUCGACUGCUCUGCCGUUCACAGAAGUCUCGGGGUACAUCUGACUUUUGUCAGAUCUUCCCAACUUGAUACCAAUUGGACAUGGCUACAAUUGCGCAACAUGCAGCUCGGAGGAAAUGCUGCAGCUCGAGUCUUUUUUGCUCAACACAAUUGCACAAGCAAUGAUGCCCAACAGAAGUACAAGUCGAGAACAGCAAUGAUGUACAGAGAAAAAUUGUCUCAGAAAUCCGGCCAAGCAAUGAAAGUUUAUGGAAUCAAAGCUAUACUUCCAGACAAUUUAAACAAAUUACUGUUGCAUAUAGAAGAGACAACAGAACCUGAAGUCGAAGACCCUGCGGAGGCUGAUUUUUUCAAGGAACAUGAAAAUUUCGAGAAUUUAUCAUCCGAUCCCCAGCACACGACUCUGAGUAAAUCAGAUACUGCUGAAAAUCCGUCUCCCAAAAUUGAUAUCACUCCGAAAGUCACAACUGCUGCAACGAAUCCUGAAAAUUUGUCAAAUUCCAUGGGACCUUCUGUUAAACUUUCGGACAGUGUAUCUUUAGCACAAACCGAAAGGAAAUCAACCAUCGCUGGUCGCAAAGUUCAGGCUAAACGACCCGGGCUUGGCAAAAAAACUGGCGGUUUCGGAGCUCAGAGAGUGAAAACGAAUUUUGACGAGUUGGAAAAGGCCGUGGCGGAGUCAAGGGAAGAGAUGCGAGGGCCGACCGGGAGUGCAGGUGAAAGAGGAGGAGAGAAAGAGGACGAAGCGCAACAAGAGGAGAUCAAUAAUCGUUUAGCGUAUCGUUACGAGCAAAACUUGACGGAGCAGGCGAAAAAAGUGGAGGAGAGAGUACGAAAAAUGGACGCAUCGAAAGCUGGUCAAGCAGAACGUUUGGGAAUGGGAUUCAAUUCUAGAGGAGCAGCGAGUCAUUCGGCGUUCGGCGAUGUACGUCCAAUAACCCAGGAAUCCUCGAAUCGUAAAAUAACCGCGAGUGAGCCAAAACUGAGCACUAGAGACGAUGCUGAUAUAGAUCGAACUGGAAGCGCAAGUCGUUUUGCUGAUUUUGACGAAUUUUGUACCGCUCUCUCCAUGCUCCAUGGAAAUAUAAAACCGUCGGUGAAUAUAACGCGAAACGAAGACCUCGUCGUAAUAGUCGAACCCGACGUGCCUAAGCGUUCCGCUCCUCGAAACUCUAGCAACGGCAACAGAAGCGAUAAAAAAUCUAAUCUCGCCGAGGGUGAAGCUCAGAAAAAAUUUGGUGGCGCCAAAGCCAUCAGCUCCGAUCAAUACUUUCGUGACAGUGCUAACGACGAUUCGUGGGAGCGGAAAAAUAAUUUGAGGCGUUUCGAGGGCUCCUCCAGUAUAUCAUCGUCGGAUUACUUCGGUAACGGAAGUCCGACGCAUUCGGGGCCAACGUCAUCGAUGUCGAUGAGCAGCAUCAGUUCGAGAGGCGGUAACACGGUCGACCUUGAAGACGUAAAGGAGAGUGUGCGCCAGGGUGUGACGAAAGUGGCUGGAAGGUUGAGUUCGUUGGCCAACGCGGCGGUGUCUUCGAUACAGGACCGAUACGGACUAUAAAUGAGUGAAAUUGUGGAAAAAAACAAAGAUAUAAGAAGAAGGGAGGGGAAAAAAUUCGCGGAUUGUUGCUGAAUAUAUAUCGAGAGUGUUCUCGUCCAUGUUGAUCGGUACUGUAAAUAAAAGCUUCUAAACGAA
Molecule: messenger RNA, 1864 nt
Organism: Venturia canescens
Lineage: Eukaryota; Metazoa; Arthropoda; Insecta; Hymenoptera; Ichneumonidae
Gene: ArfGAP3
Product: ADP-ribosylation factor GTPase activating protein 3
Exons: 7
Coding region: 32-1729 (565 amino acids)
Biological process (GO): COPI coating of Golgi vesicle
Molecular function (GO): GTPase activator activity
Source: RefSeq, a predicted model, not a curated record